AUCGUUUGGGAGUUGAAAGCGCGAUAUUCUAGUUGGACGUAUGAAAUAGGAGAGACACCUUCUGUCAACUUCGUGUUACCUGGCUGGUCCUGCCUAUAGUCUCCCAUACUUUCACAUCAUAGUAAAUUUCCACAAGAGGAAGGUCGACAUCCAGGAGUCUUCAAACCAACGACAAGGCGGGAGGAACGCUCAUCAUGAUGUAUAGGAUUAGGUAGUCGUAAUUCUACAGACAGAUAUAGCUUUUGCUCAAGAACGUGGGAGAUACCCAAUGAAAAUGGACCAAAGGCUGGAUAUGUCAGGAAAGGUGCCUUUAUUGUUAGCUGUUCUUCUACUGGGGGUUAGCUUAUGUCAAGUCGAAGCUCAACGUGUACGUACCACCAGGUCCUGCGAAAACUCCCGUUAUCGCCUGGGUAUCAUGUGUUAUGGAGGUGGUACGAUGCAGAUCGUCAGCGCCAUGUGGGGAAGAAUGUCUCUUUGGACCUGUCGUACUGGUAAUUACCGAAAAACCGGCUGUAGGGAGACUGUUAAAGCGACUGCAACGGUAAAACGGUUGUGCAACGCUAAGACGACCUGCAGGUUGUCCGCAACAACAGCACUCUUUGGUGAACCUUGUAAGGGUGUUAGCAAAUACAUCGAAAUUAAGUACAAGUGUACACCACCUCCAACACCACCGACCAUUGGACCAGCCACGAAAAGCGCCUGUGACAACCGUACCAAGGCCGACAUCUACUUCCUGGUGGACUCCUCGGGGAGUGUGGGAACCUACAACUAUGUGCAUCUCCUUCGGUUUGUCAACUCCCUCAUCAACAAUCUGGCAAUCGGUAUGCAUCGGGUCCGCGUCGGAUUAAUAAGGUUUAGUUCCCGCGUUCAGCUUCACAUCCCUCUGAACCGUUACUACAACAAGGCGGCACUGAGGCAGGCUGUGCGAUACAUCCCUUACAUCAGCGGUGGCACUGCUACCUCUUCAGUCCUCAAUAACAUGAGAACCGUUGGAUUUACAGGGAGGAAUGGUGCAAGGGCUGGUGUUCCCAAGAUUGGCAUCCUAAUAUCUGACGGAAGUCCUAACAGUAUGACCAGAACACUGCAAGAAGCAGCUCGUUGCAAAGCUGCCGGGAUAGAGAUAUUCUGCGUCGCAGCUCAGGCUCCGCGCCGUGCGAGAGCACAGAUUGCUCAAAUCGCUUCUAAGCCGACGAAAAGCCAUUCUUUCAUUGUUGACAAGUUUCCUCAAAUGACAAUGAAAGCGCCCCCUGUCGCCAAUGUGAUUUGCAAGAAGCUGGCGAAGUCCUUGCCGACGACAACAACCACCACCACAAUAAUUCCAACUACGACAAUAACAACGACAACAACGACGACAAGUAAGUGCCCGGCUAUAUUUGUUAUUCAUAAAAAAUGGAAUUCAUUUUUGCCGUUUUGGGAAGAUGCCGAAGUUUCAUUCAUUACACAUUUUUCAUCCCACAAUCACCGUCAUAAUUUUAAAGCAGAACAAACAGUUGGAACAGUCGCCUCUACCAUCAUGGUGUAUCCUUCCGUUAUCUGAUGGGUGCAGCAUCGCCCAACUCCAAUAACUAAACUAUUCUGACGUGGCGUCCAUUGAAAAUGCCCUUCGAAGAGAAACACACAUCCGAUUGCGCCAUUUUGUUUGUCAGCGUGACCAAUCCGUGGAAUCAACUUUGCUGAAAUAAACCCCCAAGAACGUCCGCAUUUUCGGAAAUUUUCGUCGCGCCGGCCCGGCCACCUGGAAUGGAAACCCAACUAAGGUCAUCAGUGCUGAACCGGUCGUUUCUCUGAACUGACAUCACUCUCCCCUCGACUGGUCACCAAUAACCUACAGAGGACGAGCAGCUCGCCUGUUCUUUCGAGAAAAGGUACUGACCGACGGCUGUGAUCGCUGAAGAGUCUGACCCCAUCAGAUGCAUCCGGGUACUGACCGACGGCUGUGAUCGCUGAAGAGUCUGACCCCAUCAGAUGCAUCCGGGCCAUCUGCCUGCAACCUUUUUUAUGUAAAGUCUGCGGUGGCCUUGCCUUUGAUAUUCGAUUCAGUUGAAGACCGUCGGCUUGUUCAAAAACCGAGGUAGGUUGGCACAUCAAAAGCAAAUACUGUUGCAAGAAUUUCAGAACCGAAGUAGGCACUAGGUAUGGACAUUUUAGGAACAGAAAACUGUCGAAGUUGAACGGGAAGUCAACCAAUGAAACAAUAAAGUCAUCGCAUUUAUGUGG
Lineus longissimus is the source of this 2217-nucleotide messenger RNA. RefSeq names its product collagen alpha-1(XIV) chain-like. Gene Ontology annotation, molecular function: carbohydrate binding. NCBI's taxonomy places the organism in Eukaryota, Metazoa, Nemertea, Pilidiophora, Heteronemertea, Lineidae. The record is from RefSeq and is a predicted model, not a curated record. The transcript has 6 exons. The coding region runs from base 269 to 1537 and encodes 422 amino acids.